ACGCCACAGCUACUACUACUACAGCAGCAAUACCAAUAGUUAGCAGUAACUAUGUCUACUUAGCAAGCAACAUGACCACAGCUCCAUUAACGGCAAUACAGCAACAGCAACAGCAGCCUUUUUUAAAGCAAGCAACACGACAGCGCACCAGCAUCGGCACAUAGCGCACCAACGACCACGUUUGAUGAUACCCUUCAAGACUGUAUCGACAUGCUUUCUUCUGGCUGCAGCCGUGUUACCGCGCGUCCCGAAGAUAUGUACCCUGAUGCUUCGCCAAACAACAACAAGAGUCUCGUGGUUGCGCCCAGUCUCAGUGAGCCACUUAUGCCCUUCCUGGGAAUGCGCGCUAGUGGCCCUACUCUAAGUUCUGGUUCUAAUACUGGUAUCAGCAGCAGCAGUAGCAGUAGUAGAAGCAGUAACUCGUCGUCCUCAACAUUGCGCUUCAACGACAGUAAUAGCAUCAGACCAACUGAACGUAAACGCAUCAAAUCCAUGAGCGCCGUAUUUGAACAACAACAGUUACAGCAACAACAGCUGUGGAACAUUGAUACUUUUGCCCCAGCAGUCGACUGGCAGUUGGUGGAAGAAGACCCCGAAGCGUUACCGCGGUUACAAAAGCCUAGGUACAAACAAGACGAGUACAACCCGAAAUGGGUCCGUUUCUCUGGCCAUCUCAAGGAAGGAUAUUGUGAUACCUGUGGCCGAUGGCUGCAGCUCAAGAACAGCGCUUAUUGGUACCACAAGCAGUUUUACCAUGGUAUCUCGUCUGUUUCUGGAAAGCGCUUUUACGAGCCAUUGGAGCAACGACUAAGCAACGAAGGUGUGAUUGAAGGUCUUUGUCAUCAAUGUGGAUAUUUUGUACCCAUUUGCAAUGGCAAGCGACAAAAGAACAGCCUGCUAUGGUACAAGCAUGCACACAAGUGUCAUGUUUAUAAUAAGCCGGAAAAAUUCACCCCUGCGACGACAAUGACGACGCCGACGACAACAACAGCUGCCUCUUCCAACCGUUCUUUUCCAUUGUGAUCAAAUAACUUUGUAUCAUGUAUUACGAGCCUUCUUCUACUUCCAGUAUCCACGCGCACCUACCCACCUAUUUUUUGUUAAACAUCUACACCAACCCAAUUAUGUCUCUUUUUUGCUUUUUUGUAUUGUGAUUUCUUUAUGAUCU
Zychaea mexicana is the source of this 1168-nucleotide messenger RNA. RefSeq lists its product as uncharacterized. The transcript is spliced from 3 exons. The coding region runs from base 211 to 1023 and encodes 270 amino acids. NCBI's taxonomy places the organism in Eukaryota, Fungi, Mucoromycota, Mucoromycetes, Mucorales, Lichtheimiaceae. The record is from RefSeq and is a predicted model, not a curated record.